This is a messenger RNA of Salvia hispanica, 1035 nucleotides long. NCBI's taxonomy places the organism in Eukaryota, Viridiplantae, Streptophyta, Magnoliopsida, Lamiales, Lamiaceae. The record is from RefSeq and is a predicted model, not a curated record.
AUGGUGUAUUUGUCUCCUCUCCCUUCAUCCUUAUUUAUGGAGUUUAUGAUGGGCCAGCCCAAUGCUAUACUCCCUCUCCCAUCGACACAUCUCUCUCUCUCUUCUUCACAAUUCCAAUUUCACUUCAUUUCUCCAAAAUCCCUAAUUCAAAGAACCAGAGGCUGCGCCUCCUACUCCAUUCUCCGGCGAAAUCGUCGUCUCUCCGGCGAUUCACCGCCUCUCUGCGUCGCCGGAACUACACCGGCUCCGCCUCCUCUCUCGAAUUCGCACCUCGUCUCCUUUCCUUCGGCGAAAUCGCCUCUAGCUCGACGGGAUUUCAGAGUCCCGUCGGCGCGUACUCCUUCCUCCAUCGAGUUCUCCUUCUCCAGCGAACGCCCUCCGGCGAGUUCUCUUCCCUCUCGGCGACGUCAGCAGUGGAGAGGAGGCGUCGCCUCAACUCCGUGCCUCCGUAACUCGCCGCCUCGCCGGGUGCUGCUCUGUGUCGGCGCCUCCUCUGCGUCGCCGGCGAAUUCGCCUCGGCGUUCUCCGACGAGCGCUCUUCGUCCAGCGCCGGCGUCCUCGGCGAACCUAGCGGCAGAGAGGAGGCAUCGCCUCCUUCUCCCUCCCUCAGCCGCGACCUGCAGCUGCUCCGCGGAGGUUUUCGGACUCCGUCGACGCUCUUCCGUCGCCCGGCAGCCUCGCCUCUGCUGCCGUCGUGAUCCGCAGCUUCUCUGCGGAAGUUCUUCGGCUCCGUCGACACUCGCCGUCGCCCGGCAGCCCUUCCGCUUAAGGUACAAGGCUGUAACUUGGAGCCUUAUGGGCUGAAAAUCGAGAAGGAGAUUGAGGGGGAAAGAAAGAAGAUGCUCCUCUAGAGAUCCUUUGGCUCCAUCACCAAAAUAGCUAGCUUCCAACUUGCUCACUAGUGUAGGAUAAUGGUGUAGAGAAGGUGUGUGUGUGUCACCCUCACAUAUGUAACAUGUGCUAGAUGUAUCUCCAACAUUCUUGUGUAAUUUGUUCCUCAAUUAUUUAUCUAAUAAAAGCAUAGCUUUACUUUUA